Molecule: messenger RNA, 1683 nt
Organism: Psammomys obesus (fat sand rat)
Lineage: Eukaryota; Metazoa; Chordata; Mammalia; Rodentia; Muridae
Gene: Sfrp2
Product: secreted frizzled related protein 2
Exons: 3
Coding region: 6-893 (295 amino acids)
Biological process (GO): non-canonical Wnt signaling pathway; canonical Wnt signaling pathway; negative regulation of canonical Wnt signaling pathway
Molecular function (GO): Wnt-protein binding
Source: RefSeq, a predicted model, not a curated record
CCACGAUGCCGCGGGGCCCUGCCUCGCUGCUGCUGCUGCUGCUCGCCUCGCACUGCUGCCUGGGCUCGGCGCGUGGCCUCUUCCUCUUCGGCCAGCCCGACUUCUCCUACAAGCGCAGCAACUGCAAGCCCAUCCCGGCCAACCUGCAGCUGUGCCACGGCAUCGAGUACCAGAACAUGCGGCUGCCCAACCUGCUGGGCCACGAGACCAUGAAGGAGGUGCUGGAGCAGGCGGGCGCCUGGAUUCCGCUGGUCAUGAAGCAGUGCCAUCCGGACACCAAGAAGUUCCUGUGCUCGCUCUUCGCCCCCGUCUGCCUGGACGACCUGGACGAGACCAUCCAGCCGUGCCACUCGCUCUGCGUGCAGGUGAAGGACCGCUGCGCCCCGGUCAUGUCCGCCUUCGGCUUCCCCUGGCCGGACAUGCUGGAGUGCGACCGUUUCCCACAGGACAACGACCUCUGCAUCCCCCUCGCUAGCAGCGACCACCUCCUGCCGGCCACAGAGGAAGCCCCGAAGGUGUGUGAAGCCUGCAAAACUAAAAACGAGGAUGACAACGACAUAAUGGAAACUCUUUGUAAAAAUGAUUUUGCACUGAAAAUCAAAGUGAAGGAGAUAACCUACAUCAACAGAGACACCAAAAUCACCCUGGAGACCAAGAGCAAGACCAUCUACAAGCUUAACGGUGUGUCUGAAAGAGACCUGAAGAAGUCUGUGCUGUGGCUGAGAGACAGCCUGCAGUGCACCUGUGACGAGAUGAACGACAUCAACGCGCCCUAUCUGGUCAUGGGACAGAAGCAGGGCGGGGAGCUGGUCAUCACCUCAGUGAAGCGGUGGCAGAAGGGCCAGAGAGAGUUCAAGCGCAUCUCACGCAGCAUCCGCAAGCUGCAGUGUUAGUUUCCCAGCGCGGCAGCCUCUUGCUACUCAGGCCCUGGGCUCCGUGAACCGCUUCCGCUCUGCGCCGUCACUUCCGGUUUCCCAAGCACAGUCCCGAAAGCUCCAGCCGCAGCUUGGAGCGCCUUGCCCUGCCUCUUGCAUGUGUGUGUCCCUAACAUUUCCUGAAUUUUAUAAAGGCCCUAGGAGGCCUCUGGAAUGGACAGCUGUUUUCACGGAAAGCCAGAGUCCUUCCAGAUCUUGUAGAAAUAUUCAAACUAAUAAAACCAUGGCUAUUUUAAUGAAGUUUUACAACAGCUCAUUUUAAGGUUAGUUGUGAGUAGGUAGUGCUGUGACCUGAGGGGCAUUUCCCUCUUUGGUCAGUCUGCUGCUUUAUACUGUGCGCUAAGGUUGCCACUUAGGCAGACUCUUUUUUUUCUCUGGGGUCUAAACGUGUGGGUCCCAGACUCGGUUGAGAUAAAGCUGGCCGUUAUCUCAACGUCUCCCUCGGCUCCAGCCUGAGAGCCAGAGUCUGCGCCUUAAACCAUUGCAUUGCUCCUCAGUAACUGCGACUGUUUGGAGCACCCCGCCCCAGCUACAGAACUUCAGUCUGGAGGGGCACAGUAGCCAGUCCUCAUUGCACGAGGCCUUCACGCAAAGGGCAGUGAAUGCAGUGCAAACUGACCUGAGGAUUUUAACCUUUGUUUAAAACAUUUUUUUACUCCAUUUUUCCAAUCUUGCAAAUUAAAUCAUUGUAGCUUACCUGUAAUAUACGUAGUAGCUGACCUGGAAAAGUUGUAAAAAUAUUGCUUUA